Molecule: messenger RNA, 1395 nt
Organism: Gaeumannomyces tritici R3-111a-1
Lineage: Eukaryota; Fungi; Ascomycota; Sordariomycetes; Magnaporthales; Magnaporthaceae
Product: ADP-ribosylation factor-like protein 1
Exons: 4
Coding region: 298-840 (180 amino acids)
Biological process (GO): vesicle-mediated transport; intracellular protein transport
Cellular component (GO): cytoplasm; Golgi apparatus
Molecular function (GO): GTPase activity; GTP binding
Source: RefSeq, a predicted model, not a curated record
CCGCGGCCGAGGCGGAUGUCAUGCAGCCCGAUCGAUUGAACCUUGGACAGAACAGCAACCGCAAAACCCGUCAACGACAAAACGCGCCCGCCGAGAGCACGUUCCGUACACGCCAAAUACGACACGAAUUCCACGCGAAAGCCAUACCCACCUGCUCUCCCUCGACACCUGGAUCACCAAAGCCGGUAGUAUUUAUCAUCACCUAGGUCUUGCACCGCUCUGCAGGACAAGCGACGCGACCGCCUUUGAUCGGAACCGAGCGACGGAGUCGCCUUGCGCCCAGAGAAGCAGACCAAAAUGGGGCAGAGCGUGUCGUGGCUCUCGGGCCUGAUCUGGUCGAAAAAGGAGAUACGGAUCCUGAUCCUGGGUCUUGACAAUGCCGGCAAGACUACGCUCCUGUAUAGGCUGAAGAUAGGAGAGGUUGUCACGACGAUACCAACUAUAGGGUUCAACGUCGAGUCGGUGACUUACAAGAACCUAAACUUCAACGUCUGGGAUCUGGGUGGACAAACAUCGAUCCGACCAUACUGGCGAUGCUACUAUGCCAACACGGCAGCCGUCAUCUUCGUCGUCGACUCGACGGAUAUCGAGCGCCUGCAGACGGCAGCAGACGAACUGGCGGCGAUGCUGAAUGAGGAUGAGCUCAAGGACGCCUCGCUACUUGUCUUUGCCAAUAAGCAGGACCAGCCUGGUGCGAAGGGGGCCGGUGACAUCUCACAGGCCCUGCGCCUAGGUGAGCUGCGGGACAGGAACUGGAGCAUCAUGGCCUGCUCUGCCGUUGACGGCAGUGGCGUCAAUGAGGGAAUGGACUGGCUUGUGCAAACCGUAUCGCAAGAAUAAACGAAGCGCCUCGAGCUCAUCUUCGCAGCAUCAUCAACAGCAAAUUGUAAACGUCGUUAUCUAUUUGGACUAGACAUCAGCCUUGCUGGAGACGACAUGGCACAUUCCCCCCUAGCAUCGGCGUUUCUUGGUGGGCAAAUCGCGGUUCAUUGGCCCUGGCUUCCGUCUUGAUUUUAUGUUGACUACCACAGCACCGCAUCUGCCGAACAAAUUUUUGGCUCAUAUCCCGGGUACUCGAGAUGGGGACGCCUCUGGAACCGUACCAGGGCCUGCCGCCUUUCCGUGAUUUCGUUUAUGUAUAAGAAGUUCGCAAUACAUCAUCAUGAAGUAACAGGCUGGGUCUUCGUUUAGUAAACUCGGCAACGCUGAGAACUAUGCCCGCCUGCUUGGAGGACUCUGGACCUUGAUGCCUGGUAGAUACGGUCACGAGUUUUCACCCAACGUCAACUGGCAAUAGUUCGACAGGAUCCCAAGAAAAAUACAGCUUGUUGUCUGCUCGAAAAUAGAUGGUUUUUUUAUCACGCAGACAGGCCAAUUUACCGUUAUCGUAUUGUG